This is a messenger RNA of Parus major (Great Tit), 519 nucleotides long. NCBI's taxonomy places the organism in Eukaryota, Metazoa, Chordata, Aves, Passeriformes, Paridae. The record is from the annotation of a RefSeq genome assembly.
AUGAUAGCAUUUGUUUUAUUUUUAGGGCUGUGUUUUGUUUUGGGUGGGUUAGCGGUUGCGUCUAAUCCUUCCCCUUAUUAUGGGGUAGUUGGGUUAGUUUUAGCGUCUAUUGCGGGGUGUGGGUGAUUGGUGAGUUUGGGGGUGUCUUUCCUUUCUUUGGUUUUGGUUAUGGUUUAUUUAGGGGGCAUGUUGGUGGUGUUUGUUUAUUCUGUGUCUUUGGCGGCAGAUCCUUACCCUGAGGCUUGGGCUGAUUGAAGUGUUGUAGGGUAUGGUGUGGGGAUGGGUUUGGUUGUGGUGGUAGGUGUUGUUCUGGGGGGAGUGUCUGAAGUUUUGGUGGAUGUGGGAACGGUUAAUAGUGGGGGUCUAGGGUUUGUUCGGUCGGAUUUUGUUGGGGUGGCUGGGUUGUAUUCGCGGGGUGUAGGGUUUUUUUUGGUUGGUGGAUGGGGGUUGUUGUUGACAUUGUUUGUGGUAUUAGAGCUUGUGCGGGGGUUAUCUCGGGGGGCAAUUCGGGCUGUUUAG